Messenger RNA from Lotus japonicus, 3243 nucleotides. Its product is annotated as protein argonaute 4-like. NCBI's taxonomy places the organism in Eukaryota, Viridiplantae, Streptophyta, Magnoliopsida, Fabales, Fabaceae. Gene Ontology annotation, biological process: regulatory ncRNA-mediated post-transcriptional gene silencing. The coding region runs from base 162 to 2927 and encodes 921 amino acids. Gene Ontology annotation, cellular component: cytoplasm. The transcript is spliced from 23 exons. The record is from RefSeq and is a predicted model, not a curated record. Gene Ontology annotation, molecular function: RNA binding; protein binding.
CGCAGGGAACAACCACCACAAUUGAAAAUGACAUCACGGCUUUUAAUGGGUAUAGUAAAUAGUAACAGAGUGCGUUGACACACUCCACAAUACACUCACCACUCUCCUCUUUCUAGGGUUCUUAGCUCUCAUCGCUCUUCACCCGCUUCAUUUCUAGGAAGAUGGAUUCGUUUGAACCUGAUGGUAAUGGGAAGGAGGAGAGUUUGCCGUUGCCGCCACCGCCUCCGGUUCUCCCUUCUGAUGUGGUACCUCUAAAAGCAGAGGAGGUGCUUCCUGCUGCUCCACCUCCUGAACCGGUGAAGAAGAAAACACCUGCGCGUCUUCCGAUUGCUAGACGUGGUCUGGGAACUAAAGGGACGAAAAUACCGCUUCUGACCAACCACUUCAAAGUUACUUGCACCAACAAUGAUGGACACUUCUUCCAUUAUAGUGUGAAUUUUACCUAUGAAGACGGGCGCCCUGUAGAAGGUAAGGGUGUAGGGAGGAAGAUAAUGGACAAGGUGCAAGAGACUUAUCAGUCUGACUUAAAUGGCAAGGACUUUGCGUAUGAUGGGGAGAAGAGUCUGUUCACUAUUGGCUCCCUUCCUAGAAACAAGCUUGAGUAUGAAGUUGUUCUGGAGGAUGUGACAUCAAACAGAAACAAUGGCAAUUGUAGCCCUCCAAACGGUCAUGGGGAGGACAAUGAGACUGACAAGAAGAGGAUGCGGCGCCCUUAUCGUGCCAAGACGUUUAAAGUUGAGAUUAGCUAUGCUGCCAAAAUUCCAAUGCAGGCCAUUGCCAAUGCCUUACGAGGGCAGGAGUCAGAAAACUUCCAAGAAGCCAUUCGAGUGCUAGAUAUCAUAUUGAGGCAGCAUGCGGCUAAGCAAGGCUGUCUGCUUGUACGUCAAAACUUCUUUCACAAUGAUCCCAAAAACUUUGCUGAUGUUGGAGGCGGUGUUCUAGGCUGUAGAGGAUUCCAUUCUAGUUUUAGAACUACACAGAGUGGCCUGUCUCUGAACAUAGAUGUCUCCACUACAAUGAUAGUUCAACCAGGACCAGUGGUAGACUUCUUAAUUUCCAAUCAAAAUGUCAGAGAUCCUUUUCAACUUGAUUGGACCAAGGCCAAAAGGACGCUGAAAAACCUGAGGAUUAAAACCUACCCUUCUAAUCAAGAGUUCAAAAUUACUGGAUUCAGUGAACUCCCCUGCAAAGAACAGACCUUUUCUCUGAGGAAAAAAGGUGAUGGUGAUGAUAGUGAGGAAGUUACUGUCUAUGAUUAUUUUGUUAAUACUCGUAAGAUAGAACUCCGCUACUCUGGUGACCUGCCAUGUAUUAAUGUGGGGAAGCCUAAACGGCCCACAUUUUUCCCCAUUGAGCUCUGUGAAUUGGUAUCCCUGCAACGAUAUACCAAAGCUUUGACCACACUUCAACGGUCCUCAUUGGUGGAAAAGAGCAGGCAGAAGCCACAAGAGCGAAUGAAUGUUUUGACUGAUGCACUGAAAAUUAGCAACUAUGGUGCUGAACCUUUGCUAAAGAAUUGUGGAAUUUCUAUAAGCAAUGGCUUUACCCAAGUCGAGGGUCGUGUUUUGCCUGCUCCAAGGUUGAAGUUUGGCAAUGGUGAAGAUAUGAAUCCUAGGAAUGGAAGAUGGAAUGUGGCCAGGAUGAAAUUUGUGCGGCCAACUGCAAAGGUUGAAAGAUGGGCUGUGGCCAACUUUUCUGCACGUUGUGAUGUUCAAGCACUUGUGAGAGAUCUAAUGAGAAUUGCAGAUAUGAAAGGAAUUCAAAUGGACCAACCAUUUGAUGUGUUUGCUGAAAGUCCUCAGUUUAGGCGUGCCCCACCUAUGGUUAGAGUGGAGAAGAUGUUUGAGGACAUCCAAUCAAAACUUCCUGGGGCUCCUCAGUUCCUUCUCUGUUUGCUUCCUGAUAGGAAAAACUGUGAAAUUUAUGGUCCAUGGAAAAAGAAGAAUCUUGCUGACUUUGGAAUAGUUAAUCAGUGCAUGUGUCCUUUACGGGUCAAUGACCAGUAUCUGACAAAUAUUAUGCUGAAGAUAAAUGCUAAGCUUGGUGGGUUGAAUUCAUUGUUAAGUGUGGAAUUGUCUCCUUCUCUUCCCAUUGUUUCCAAAGCUCCCACCCUCAUUCUAGGCAUGGAUGUGUCUCAUGGCUCACCGGGACAGACUGAUAUUCCUUCAAUUGCUGCGGUGGUCAGCUCCAGAGAGUGGCCUCUGAUAUCAAAGUAUAGGGCUUGUGUUCGUACCCAGUCUGCAAAGGUUGAAAUGAUAGAUAACUUGUUCAAGCAAGUGUCAGAAAAGGAAGAUGAAGGCAUCAUGAGGGAACUUUUGCUUGAUUUCUAUCUAAGUUCUGGGAAGAGAAAGCCAGACAAUAUAAUCAUUUUCAGGGAUGGAGUCAGUGAGUCGCAAUUCAAUCAAGUGUUGAAUGUUGAGCUUGAUCAAAUCAUGGAGGCAUGUAAAUUUCUUGAUGAUAAGUGGGAGCCAAAAUUCGUUGUAAUUGUUGCUCAGAAGAACCACCACACAAGGUUCUUCCAGCCUGGCUCACCUGACAAUGUCCCACCUGGAACUAUUAUUGACAAUAAAAUUGGCCAUCCCAGAAAUUAUGAUUUCUACCUUUGUGCGCAUGCUGGAAUGAUUGGUACCAGUAGGCCUACACACUACCAUGUGCUGCUAGAUCAGGCUGGUUUCUCUCCUGAUGAACUGCAGGAGCUUGUACACAGUCUAUCAUAUGUGUAUCAGAGGAGCACCACUGCAAUUUCUGUUGUUGCUCCUAUAUGCUAUGCCCACUUGGCUGCAACCCAGUUGGGCCAGUUCAUGAAAUUCGAGGACAAAUCUGAGACAUCAUCAAGCCAUGGUGGACUGAGUGCUGCUGGAGCUGUUCCUGUCCCUCAACUGCCCAAAUUGCAGGAUAAUGUUUGCAACUCUAUGUUCUUUGUUUGAGGCCUAUAAGCGCCUUAGACAAGAAUGCUGUACAUAUAACUAAGUUCCUAACUAGCUUUUCUGUGUUAACCUAUGUUGAAGACCUUAUCUUAUUAGCCGUAGGGCUUGAAUAUUGGGAGGCUUUUAUCACAAGCCUUCUCAUGUGUUUGGAGCCUCUGUUUUGUGGUAGGCUAAGUGAGCCUUUCUGUUUUGUGGUAGGCUAAGUAUCUAUGAACAUGGAUUAUGGAAUUUUAGCUAUGUUUGGAUACACUACUAUAUUUUGCAAGUGAACCCUGUGUUUUACAACUAUAAUAUCAGGUGUUGAUGUUUCAUCUAA